Messenger RNA from Mitosporidium daphniae, 834 nucleotides. RefSeq lists its product as uncharacterized. Bases 1 to 834 code for a protein of 277 amino acids. Lineage: Eukaryota; Fungi; Microsporidia. Gene Ontology annotation, biological process: mitochondrion organization. The transcript is spliced from 2 exons. Gene Ontology annotation, cellular component: membrane; mitochondrion. The record is from RefSeq and is a predicted model, not a curated record.
AUGAGUGGGUUUAAAACCAUUACAUCUUCCCUUGGUGCGUUUGGACUUGUGGGCACCGCUGCUGCCAUUCAAGCCUCGCUGUUUAAUGUCGAUGGUGGAUAUCGCGGUGUAAAGUUUUCCCGUCUAAGCGGUGUCCUUGAUACGGUCUAUGAAGAGGGAACGCAUUUCCUUAUCCCCUGGAUUGAAAGUGUUCAUCUUUAUGAUGUUCGUGCUCGCCCUCGAAAUAUCCCAUCGCUGACGGGGACCAAAGAUCUUCAGAUGGUUAACAUCACUCUUCGUGUUUUGGCAAAGCCAGAUACCGCACACCUUCCACAGAUACACCGGGAAAUUGGCCCCGAUUAUGACGAGAGGGUUCUGCCCUCCAUCGCCAACGAGGUUCUGAAGGCCGUUGUGGCGCAAUUCAAUGCAUCACAGCUCAUUACACAGCGAGAAAAGGUGUCUAAACUGAUCCGGGAAAGACUGACCGAACGAUCGGCAAUUUUCAACAUCAUUCUUGAUGAUGUUUCCCUUGUCAAUGUUCAGUUUGGCGAAGAAUUCGCACAUGCCGUUGAAGCCAAGCAGAUUGCACAGCAGGAUGCGCAGAGAUCGGCCUUCAUCAUCGAGCGAGCGAUUCAAGAGAAGCAAUCCACAAUUGUCAAGGCAGAAGGCGAGGCACUGGCAGCCACUCUUAUUGGAGAUGCGGUUGCAAAAAAUCCGGCCUUCCUCCAAUUAAGAAAGAUCGAAGCGGCUAAAGAGAUCGCGCAACAUAUUGCAAAAAGCUCCAAUUCGGUCUACCUCAAUGCCGAAAGUUUACUAUUGAAUUUGGCGCAUUUACAGCAGCAGCCGGACAAAUAA